UGAAAACAAAAGACAACCCUGUCCGGCCUGCAUUGGUUAUGUCGGCUUUGCAGAUCUUCAAAACACGACGUCCAGUUUGUUUUGCAGGAGACUCUCAGGUAAAUUCGUUCCGACGAGCCGACAAAGCGGAUAAGAGUUCGCCCGUGAGCGGAGCCCGAGGGGACCGCGGACGUUAUGACCGUCAAGUGCUCCAUCCCAAGUUGCCCGAAUAAGCCUUAUCUAAAGAGCGAAAGCCAGCUCGCACUCGAACAAACUACGAAAAUCACAUUUCACAGAUUUCCAAAGGAUCCAGAAAGACACCAAGCGUGGGUGGAUGUGAUUGGAAACGACCAGGAAAUCAACUCCAGAAGUGUCGUAUGUUCUCUUCAUUUUCAGGAGAACGAAAUUGACAGGACAUCAAGCUGGUGCACCAAAUUGAAAGAGGGUGCAGUUCCUUGUCUUUUCAUCAAUGAAUCAUACAUUAUUGGUCUGUUUCAGGUUGAAAGGGCAAAAAUGAAGCAACCGAGACAGUGCGUUAUCAAAAACUGUCCCAAUUCAAAAGCAAAUAAAGCUGCAUUGGCAAAAAUCAAAUUUUACCGGUUUCCGACAGAUGGGAAGCUCAUGAAGAAGUGGAAAGAACGGAGUGGGCUGAAAGACAACCAAUUGGUCAAAUCGGCUAGAAUAUGUUCUAAUCAUUUUAAGGAAAAAGAUUUUGACAGGAUCAUAAUACCAGGAAAGAAGAUAUUGAAGGAAAAUGCCAUUCCUUCAAUUAAUCUAAAUAUCCAGCCUUCAUCUCCAACCAGAAAAGUUAAAAAGGCGAAUUGGAAAUCUGAAAAUGGCAACACAUCUCAAGGUGAAAUCAGUUCUGAUCAACUUAAAGAUGACACAGACACUUAUUCAGAUGAUGAAGGAAAAAACGGUAUCGCUCCUUUGGAUAUAUUUUCUGAUGAUCAAAGUGAAGAUGUCAAACCAGAAGUGAAUGACAUCGACUUGACCAAAGAAGUCGAAACAGUGAAGUCAGAACCUUUGGAAAGACAUUCCAUAGCCGACAGCAUAUAUGAAAAACUCAUGCGCUGUGAAAACAAGGAGGUGAUGACAAAAAAGAAAAUAGAAGAAAUUGUGGAUUUUCUAUUCCAGAAAUAUUGUGAUAGAUUAAAAAUAACAGAUUUGAAUGAUAUUAGGCUUAAGAUUGAGGAAGAUUUAAAAAUUAUAACUACAAACAAUGGCAUCCACAUUGAACUGCAAGAGAUUUCAAAUGAGAGUAAAGAAAUCUCUGAUGAUCUCACAAAAGAAGACAAAAAUGUUAAAGAAGUAAAUGGAAAUGAAAUUAAUGAUGAAACAUUGUCUCAAGAAGAAAAUAAAGCAAUAAAACAAGUGGCAGAGAUCAAGCAAGAGUGGAACGCUGAAAAACAAGAAUCAAAUAAUGAAGAAUUAAAAAUCAAAACUGGCAAUGAUCAUACAACAAUGAUUUCAAUGAACUUAGAAAACAAAGGAGAAAAUGUCCAUUCACCAGGAACAGUACAAAUAAAGCCACAAGGAAAAGUAAACGUUGUCUCUCUUAGGGUUGUUAGAAAAAAUGAUGAAUCCAUUAUACCAAUAAAAAGGAGUCUUUCCCUUGAUGAGCCAUUAAUAAAAAAGCAGAGGCUCACCGAUACCAUUAAACCUGUAAUAAAAUCGCCUGCAACUCGAGAUCCAUUCGAGAGAAAGAAAGUGUGUAAUGGGACUAAAAUGAACCCUGAAAACAACAUUCUUGCAAAAGCAAUGAGAGAAGACAACAGUUUGAAAUCAAAUGGGCUAGUCAAAUCUACACCAAAACCUGCUACUCAGUCUCAGCAACAGCCUAAUGUGGCACAACAGUCGUCAGGACAAUCUGUGUCUCACUCUGACAAACCUCAAAUAUCUUCUGAACCAAUUAUAUCUCUUUCAACCCAACUUCAACCUCAAAAACAAUCAUGUCACUCGCAAACUGUCACGCUUCACUCUACACCUCAGCCUAACGAUUUAUUUGUUCCAAAAGAAAAAUAUGAUGCUCUUUUGAAGAAACAUGAAAAACUCAUGAUUGAAAAGCGCAACUCAGAGAUGUUCAAUUCACAAAUAAUUGAGUCGAUGAAGAGGACUAUGGAGAAGAAAGAAAAAGAAUACGAGUAUAUUCGAGCUUCUAGGGACGAUCUGGAGAUUGAAUUAAGACGUGUUGAAGCAGGAUUGCAAAAAAUGCUAACACCGAACCAGAUAAAGCUUCUCUUCGGUGAUGAACAUGUUUCUUGGACUACCAAGGAGUUGCUAAUGGCGUUUGCAAUAAGGUUUCAGAGUAGGAAAUGUUAUCACUUCUUACGUCACAAAUUGAACUAUCCUCUUCCAGGGAUUUCGACCGUGCAAAACUGGGUCAGUUCUAUUUCAAAAGACCAGUGUAGGCGAUUGAUAAACACUGUGGAAAAUUCUGUACAAAGCAAUGAGGACGCCGUCGAAGAAGCGAACUUUGAUAUCACCGUCAAGGAAGCCACAGAUGAAACUCCAGAGGUUCCAAGGACGGAAAGUAUCCUGUACCAACAACACAAACAAAAAGACCCUGACAUAAUUGUUUUAAAUUCGAUGCAGAAUUACAGUACAGACAGGUUCACCAAUAUACUAGAAGGAGUUCAAGAGAGAAAGGAAAAUAAAGAAUACAUGAGAAUAGUACAAGAGGUGAUAGGAGACGAACCCCAGGAGGUCAACUAUACUUCAAACGUAGUGUUAGUUGAUGAAGGACAAGCCAGCAACGUUUAUAACGAGAAUAAAAGUGGCCAUUAUUACAUCACGCUCCCUGACCAGUCAAAAACCUACAACUGUGUCGAACAAGGAGAGUAUCAACAAUCUGACAAUUUUAUUAAAGGUAUAAUCGGACAGCCGUUCGAUGGGAAAAAUGCCAUCGCUGUACCUAAUUAUACCAUCAAUGAAACUUAUUCCUCUGAUCAAACGGAAAUGGAUUAUCAGAUCGAUGCCAAGCCGCCAAUUUUUACAGGAAAUAAUGACGAACAACCACAUUGCUAAUGUGAAAUUUAUUGUUUUGACUUUACUGUUUGUUUUUUCUCUCAUUUUAUUUGAUCAGUGAUAUAAUUUAAACAUUUGGAAGUUCUUAAAAUAAGUUCUUUUCAUAAAUUGUAAUUAAAUUGGUUACAUUUAAGUCUCUUAAAAUAUUAAUUAUUUUGUUUAAUUCGCAAUGUUAAGGUAUAGUUUGUUAAGUUCUUUUUGUAUACUUUUGCAAGUUUUGAAGAUAAUUAUUCGUGAAAUAGAUGUAUAUAAUGUACAAUUUUUGUAAUUAAGGAACUUCUCUUUUUUUAAAAGCUAUGUAAAUAAUAACGUAUAAAUUGAAAAAGCCAUUUGUUUGCAUACUGUGCAUGUUUUUCAUGCAGGCAAAAAUUUAUGAAAGUUACCACCGUUUAUUUCAAAGCAAUCAGUACAUGAUGAGAAGGAUGGAUGUAAAGAAAUAAUUGUAAGUUUACUUUUAGCAUUGUUUCACUUCUACUUUAGUCGAUUGUUACACUGACAUGAAUGCAUUGUUAGUGUAAGUCGUAUAUAUAUUUUUAUUUUAUUUUUUUAUAGAUAGAUUCCUUAAAAUGAGAUUGUUGAUGUGAAAUCCCAGUUACAUCAUUUACAAAUUGUGACUCGGUGUCUGGGGAUUGUACAUUUAAACCCUUAUUUUAAUUAAAAAUGUAUUUUUGUAGUAA
This is a messenger RNA of Cimex lectularius (bed bug), 3683 nucleotides long. RefSeq lists its product as uncharacterized. Lineage: Eukaryota; Metazoa; Arthropoda; Insecta; Hemiptera; Cimicidae. The transcript has 4 exons. Gene Ontology annotation, molecular function: sequence-specific DNA binding. Bases 175 to 3006 code for a protein of 943 amino acids. The record is from RefSeq and is a predicted model, not a curated record.